AUGAAAUUUGGACACAACCUUCCCCGAAACCAGGUCCCCGAAUGGGCGUCCUCGUAUAUCAAUUACAAGGGCCUUAAAAAGCUCAUCAAGACGGCCUCGGCAGCUCUCAAGAACGGCGCUGAUCCCGACCUCGCAGAAUUCUUCUUCUCACUCGACCGAAAUCUAGAAGACGUCGACAACUUCUAUAACAAGAAAUAUGCUGAAUCCGCACGACACCUAAAGCUCCUCCACAGCCGGUAUGGACGCGCCGCCCAGCUUCCCGAAGGCAUCGACAAGGACGAAGCCCAGGAUCUCAUGGGCGCGCUUCUCGAGCUACGCAGCCAGCUGAGGAAGCUGCAGUGGUACGGCGAAGUCAACAGGCGGGGCUUUGUCAAGAUCACGAAGAAGCUAGACAAAAAGAUUCCCCGCCUCUGCACGCAGCAACGCUACUUGGCAUCCAAGGUCAAUCCGAGGCCAUUUGCGCAUAAUCCCACCCUCACGAACGACAUGAGGGCAGUUAAUGAAUGGCUGUCCAACCUUGGAGAGGCGAAAACUUUUGAUGACAGUGGGUCAGCCCAUUCCGUGGCGUCGCUGGGCAGAGUUCCGGCCCAGACCUUGAACCUCCCAUCCUGUUUCCUUGAUGCUAUAGACCAGGCGAUCCGCAACGACGAUGCUAGGCGUCUUUCCGAUCUAAUUGCCGAGGAUGUCUCCGAUCAAGAUCUUUCCACCCCACCAUUCCAACAGCUUCUUCUCAACUUCCUGCAGCGGUCAAUCUCGUGCAAAGCCAAAUCGUGCAUCGAUCGUCUACUUCCAGACAUAGAUUUGCUGGAAGAAAAAGACGACUUGAACGAGCGCAACUGCAUCCACCGCCUAGUCAUCACCAUUGGCCGCUCCAAAAGUGGCGAAAAACUCGGCGUGGACGGCUCUGCUCUCCAACCCACCUCGGACACACCGCAUUUCAUCAUCCCGGCGGAGUCUCCAAAUCGCGUGCCUCCCCCAUGUUCCAUUACAGAACAAGAGUCUGCCAAACUCCUGAGCAAGAACGACGAAUCGGUGCGCCUUCUUGUCUACCUUCUUGAUGGGCUCCAGCCACGUCAUCGAGUCGCCCUCCAAGCACGUGAUACGUAUGGACGGCUACCACUCCAUUACGCCGCUCAAUACGGCUUCGUCGUGAUAUGCCAAGUCGUUAUCAAGCAUAUGCAGGACUGGGGUCAGUUCGAUGUAACCCAAGGCAUUGAUUCGCCUGCAUGGCAAGAUGCCGAAGGCUACGCGCCACUCCAUCUCAGCGUCAUUGGGGGUCACCCGCUCACAACAAAGGCCUUACUUCAAGCAGAGAAUUGGCUCGGGGAAACAAACGAAAAACUCAAUUCCAGGAAAAACAUCUCCAGAUCUGGUGCGGUUCUUGCCCUUGCAACACAAUCAAAUUUUGUCACCAUCGUCAAGCUCCUAGUAGAGGCAGGAGUAGAUGUUAACUAUCGAGAUGAACAAGGUGAAACUGCGCUGCACGUUGCAGCACGUUUCGGCCAUCACCAAUGUGCCAAAGUUUUGAUUGAAGGCUCGCUCACCCAAAAGACGAACAUCGAAGUCCCAGAGAAAAAUUUUGCGUGGACUCCGCUCUUUAUUGCCUGCGUAGACGGCCAUUACUCUGUUGUCGAACUUCUUGUCGCUGCUGGGGUUGACUUGGAACGUUUCGAUCUUUCGGGUUGGACGGCUAGGGAGCAUGCAGCGCUACGAGGGCACAUGGAUAUCGUGGAGAAGCUGGCAGCGAUUGCUCCAAUCCCAUCACCCCCAACCACAGAACCACCUGCGGUGAGGUCAGCUUCUCCCACACGUGCAUCCUCAAUCGAGGAGCGCCGAUCCAAGAACUUGGUGAGAGAGAAUUCUACUUACCAACGCCCAACGGAACCUAUCAAGACUUUUGGGCAUCGUUAUCUUACCAACGAGACUAUGGUGCUUGUUAGCCUUGGCUCUAUGGAUACAAGAAAAGACGUUCCCGCUGUCAAACUUGACGAUAUUCCCUUGGCCGAUGCCCAUGCCACUCAGCUUGACACCGCAUUAUCUGUAGUCGUCUCAGCAUCUGGCGCAACCGGGGAGCCAACUGUCAUUGAUCUGCCGGUUCAAGAAAAUAUAUGCACUGAACCAAUCACAUUCAUGACCACGGACGCAACUAAAGUCAAGCUCUUGUUCGACAUUGUGCCUACAUAUGCGGGGUCAAAGGAUAGGAUCGUUGGACGUGGAGUGGCCCUUUUAUCCAGCAUCAAGCCAACCAUCGGCUCAAAGCGCAUCACACUACAAGGCGACGUCAAGGUUCCAAUCAUUGCGGCCACCACCUUGGAUGUUAUUGGCUCGGUGAAUUUCAACUUCCUGAUUAUCACACCGUUCACCCACCCGAACAUGUCUAUUACAGAGCAGCACACUUACUGGAAGAAAAUGUCAUCAACUCAGAUCAUUGGGCAUCGAGGUUUGGGAAAAAACAUGGCUUCAAGAAAGUCUCUACAGUUAGGCGAAAAUACAAUCCAGUCUUUUAUUGCUGCUGCCAAUCUCGGGGCUUCAUAUGUUGAGGUGGACGUACAACUCACCAAGGAUCAUGUUCCUGUCAUCUAUCAUGACUUUUUAGUCAGUGAAACGGGUAUCGAUGCCCCUGUUCAUACACUCACCUUAGAACAAUUCCUCCACGUCAGCGAAGGCCAAACCCCGCGCCAAUCCAGACCUACGUCUCCAGCUGAGAAUAAAAGCAUAGCCCAGCCAAAUGGUGUGCAAACAUCUCAGAGGCGACCCCGAUCCUAUUCUCUGGACACAUCCAAACAGAAGAACAUGCACACAAACCACACUUUAGAGCUCUCGGAACGAAUGAAACAUACGCGGGAUUUCAAAAUGAAAGGUUAUAAAGGCAACAGCCGUGGGAAUUUCAUACAAGCACCAUUUACCACUCUUGAGGAGAUGUUUAAGAAGCUUCCGGAGUCAACGGGAUUUAAUAUCGAGAUGAAAUACCCAAUGCUACACGAGUCGGAGGAGCAUGACAUGGACCAGUACGCUGUUGAGCUGAACUCUUUCGUCGAUACUGUGCUUAAAACCGUCUACAAUCUUGCCGGGAAACGCAACAUCAUCUUUUCCUCCUUCAAUCCUGACAUUUGCCUCAUGCUCUCCUUCAAACAGCCUUCGAUUCCGAUCCUAUUCCUUACUGAUGCCGGUACUUGCCCGGUUGGAGACGUACGUGCAGCCAGCCUACAAGAAGCAAUUCGGUUUGCAAGUCGAUGGAACUUGCUUGGUGUCGUAAGCGCAGCGGAGCCUCUCGUUAUGUGUCCUAGAUUAGUGAGGGUGGUCAAGGAAAGUGGAUUAGUCUGUGUCAGCUAUGGGACACUGAAUAAUGACGCAAAGAAUGUCAAGCUUCAAGUUAAGGAGGGCAUAGAUGCGGUCAUCGUUGACUCGGUGCUCGCUAUUCGAGAGGGACUCAGAAGCUCCGACCAACAGGGUAUAAAUGAGGUUGUUGGUGAUGGUUUGCUCGCUACUGUGCAGCCCAUUACCGCACAAGCCAACGAAACAAUUGCCAUGUGACGGGAUCACACUAUCGGAAAGGUUACGGAGACAGUGAAUGGCGGUGUUACUAUAUGAGACAAUGAGUCCGGUAAUUCAACCACGGCCAUCUGCAUCAAGCGAAGGAGCUUUUCUCCAUCGCCUUGAGACUAACCACAAUUUCGGUAAAAACUCUUUAACGGCUUGACCUAGGUGAAUAGCGUUGAGGUUGGGUGGCGGGAUAGCCCUCAGCGGGUUCCAGUUGAUUCAAUUCGCUGUUGAAUCUAGCGUGACCUGCAAUACAGCCAAUGGCCAGAGAUAAUCACAGGUAGUAUCCAAGAUAAUAGUAGCCUUCAGGGGGAGUGCAACGACAAGGGACUUGAGAUAGCCGUAAUGUUCAAACUAGUAAUUGUGGUGUCGCGGUG
Messenger RNA from Lindgomyces ingoldianus, 3917 nucleotides. Its product is annotated as GDPD-domain-containing protein. The coding region runs from base 1 to 3534 and encodes 1177 amino acids. The transcript has 8 exons. The record is from RefSeq and is a predicted model, not a curated record. Lineage: Eukaryota; Fungi; Ascomycota; Dothideomycetes; Pleosporales; Lindgomycetaceae. Gene Ontology annotation, molecular function: protein binding; glycerophosphocholine phosphodiesterase activity. Gene Ontology annotation, biological process: glycerophospholipid catabolic process.